Messenger RNA from Capsicum annuum, 2395 nucleotides. RefSeq lists its product as uncharacterized. Lineage: Eukaryota; Viridiplantae; Streptophyta; Magnoliopsida; Solanales; Solanaceae. The transcript is spliced from 5 exons. The coding region runs from base 1097 to 2131 and encodes 344 amino acids. The record is from RefSeq and is a predicted model, not a curated record.
AAUCAGGUAGUUUUUGAUAUACCCUUUUCCUUUUCUUCAACUUUAAUGCUGAGAAUUUCAUCUUCAAUUGGUUAUGGUCUCUGAAAUGUGUGGAUUUUUUUUUUGUUAUUAUUUUUGUUUUCGUUGUGUGUGUGUGUUGGGUGGCAUUUGGUUCUCAAGAUUAGUCCAAGGAUUAUAGAUUUUUUUUUCAAUUUUAUUUAUAUAUGGCGUUUUGGGUCUUUGAAUUUUUGUUUUUUCUUGGUUUUUUGUGUUUCAUUUGAUAUACUCCUUCCGUUUUCUUGAAUUUUAAUGCUGGGAAUUUCUCCUCACAUUGGUUGUGUGUGUGUGAUGGCAUUUGGUUGGCAAGAUUAGUCUAAGGAUUAUAGAGUUGUUUUUUUUAUUUUAUAUAUAGCGUUUUGGGUCUUUGAAUUUUUGUUUUUUCUUGGUUUUUUGUGUUUCAUUUGAUAUACCCUUUCCGUUUUCUUGAAUUCUAAUGCUGGGAUUUCACGUUCCAUUGGUUGUGUGUGUGUGUGGUGGCAUUUGGUUGGCAAGAUUAGUCCAAGGAUUGGGGCGCUUUUUUUUGUUCAUAUAUAUAGCUUUUUGGGUCUUUGAAUUUCAUUUUGUGUUGUCUAUGGUCUCUGAACUGUGUAGAUUUUAGUCGUGUGUGUGUCUGUGUGGUGGCAUUUGGUUGUCAAUAUUAGUCAAUGAUUGGAAGCUUUUUUUUUAUAUAUAUAUACACCUUUUUGGGUCUUUGAAUUUUUUGUCUUUCUUGUUUUUUUACCACUUGAUAGGUGGGUGUUGCAUUUCUAUGGGUAGUUUCGUCUUUCAUUUGCUAUGAAUGGGUUUUGGUUUGUAAUUGUGUUCUGUUUUCGAGAUUGCAUCUGUGGGUUUCUGUUUCAGUUUUCAUUUGGUGAAUUAGAAUUUAUAUAGGUAGUCGAGGGUCUAUCACAAACAACCUCUCUACCCCACAAGAGAGUGGUAAGGUCUGUGUAUACACUAUCCUCCCCAAACUCCACUUGUGGGAUUAUAUUGGUAUACAUUAUUGCCUGUGGGAUCUUGCUGUCACUGUACUGUCCACUCUUAUCAGACUCAUGAAGGUUUGGCGCCAGCACGUGACAUGAAGCCUCUAGAAAUGAAGCCAAGAACCAACGGGGGAUCAAGGUCCCAGAGGUCCAAAGGUGUUCAGAGUGAGGGCCCUAACUGGGUCAUAAUUGCAGGUAGCGCAUUAUUAAGUACAUUAUCUGUACGCUUAGGCUACAAGCUGAAGCAGGUGCUUGAUUCGAGACAACAAAACAAGACUACGAGCAGUUUGAAAGGAAACGAGAAGUCUCCUGAUAGAAGUAAGCUAGGGAAUGGUCGCUUGCAGCCAAGUACUUAUUAUUUUUCCCAAGAUGAUGGCUGUUACAAUUGCAAUACAGUAACUGGAGGAUUGGAAAUUACGAAGCAGCAGUAUAAUGGUUCUGAUCCUGAAAUGGUGCUCCCUCUCGUGACAGUGCCUGCCAUCGAAUUCAAUAAAGAGAAUGGCCGGGCUUGGCCUACCUCUCCUGAGCGUCUUGAACUGCCACAGAAACCAUUCCACCGCUCUAACAGCUCUGAGUCGCCAUGUGUCUCAGAAUCCGGUUCUGAUAUAUACAGCAAGCGCGAAGUGAUACAAAAGCUGAGACUACAGUUAAAGAGAAGGGACGAAACAAUAUUAGAGAUGCAAGAACAAAUCGUAGAGUUGCAGGCUUCUCUCAACAAUCAGCUGUCUCUUUCCGCCCAUCAGCAGUCAUUGCUGGAUGCUGCAAAUAGAGAUCUGUUUGAUUCGGAGAGAGAGAUACAGAGGCUGAGGAAGGCAAUUGCAGAUCAUUGCAUGGGACAAGGUGGUUCUUGUGACAAGCCCCCAACAGUACCUGUAUGGCCAGCUGAAGUCCGUUAUGCUCAUACUAACGGUCACCUUGAAGUUGAUAAAAAUUCAGAUACCUCAGAAAAGGGUAGAGGAGAUGGAGAAAGGUUUGAAAUGCUGAAGCGUGAAAAAGAUGAGUUGAAAGACGUGAUUGAAGGGAAGGAUUAUCUGAUCAAAAGCUACAAGGAGCAAACUGCUGAGCUUUCAAUCAAGGUCAAGGAGUUGCAGCAAAGAUUGGAUGCACAGCUCCUAAAUAUUUUGGGUUAGAAUUGUGUAUUCUUUUGUUUGCUUCCCAUUCCCUUGAUUGAUUUAAGCUUCAUGAUAUGGGAAUGCUAUUUUCUCAGUUUUCUCUGGCUUUUUUUUUCUUCUGUGCUGUUCAUAAUGUCGUCGAAACGGUUUCCAUAUACCUGCGUAGUAUUAGUGGAUUUAGUUUGAUGAUUGCCUCCUGUUGCUGAACAUGUAAAGAUGGUUCACCAUGCAUCUCUAUGCAUUGAGUUUUUUCAUCUAUAUAUUUAAGAUACUUUUUGGUCA